UCGUCUACAAAAAUAAACACACUAGACUAGCACACGAUACAUCUCGAAUAAAGAAGUAAGAGGACCACACUUUUUUUUUAAUUCGGUGUAUCCUUUCAUAUAUAGGAGGUUUCUUUCACUUCUCCUGUGAUACUAUGAUUGGCCAAGACCUUACCCUUCAAUCACGAAUCACAAUGAAACAUCUAUACAAGACCUAGUGCAUAACUUUUGUUUCCUAGUUCUUCAUUCACAAUUAUUGCACCAUUUCAUGUUUCCAACAAAUGACAAAAUGUGAUUGAGUCAUCCACGGCUAAGAUUCUCUAUUGGUAGUUUCUUUGCUAUAUAUUGAUGUCUAGUGAGAAAGUGGGAGAUAGAGUUGUUUUCAUGUUGGGAAUUAUUGAGAAAGUUUUAACACUUUAAAGGGUGAUUUCUAACAUUCAAGAAAAACUAACUUCUCUAAGUUGAACUGCAAUGCUAUACUGCAGAUAUAACAGUUAAACCAAACAUGUCGUUUUUCCAGUCGUUCGUUUGUUCACCUUGCAACCGCUGUUUUAUAUCUAGAGACAUGAUGCAGAGGAAAGGGCAAAGAAAUCGAGCAACAGUGAGACUUACAGCAUCGGUAAUCCAUCAUGGUAGAGCUAUCAGUGAUCCGACCAACGUCGUAGGGAUACUUGGUGGUGAUUCCAGUCUGAUUUUUGCAAAGAAACUCAUCGAUCACAAAAGAGAGAUGCCGUUUGUCCUCUGCAUGGAACCAGCGCUGAUCAACCAGCUAUUAUCGCUUCAAAAAGGUUCGUUACGUUGCCUUUCUGGUGAACAAGAAGAAGUAUGUAUUGACGACCACUGGUUGAUAGUUGAGAAGUUGAGGCGUAAACGAGUGAUUCUUGAAAAUUGUGGAGUUUGCUGCAUUGUGAUGCCCUGUCAUUUACUGCAAUGCUGGCACGAUGAAAUCAAAGAGGGAUGCUCCGUACCUUUUAUUCAUAUGGGUGAAUCUGUAGCUGAGGAGCUGAAGGAGGCAAAGCUGAGGCCGAUUGAAGCUGGCAGCGCUCUCACCAUCGGUCUUCUUGCCACCAACACUUUGUUGGUGACUAGGAUGUAUCAGCAGAAACUUGAAAACGAGGGUUUUGAGGUUUUAAUACCGGAUACAAACACCUUGAAACAUAUAGUGAUACCUGCGGUUCAAGCGUUGAGCCAAAAAGACUUUGUAGGAGCAACGAAUUUGCUUAGAAUCUCUCUUCAUAUUCUGCUGGUAAGAGCUGUGAACAGAGUGGUUCUUGCUUCGGAUGAGUUUCGCGAACUUUUGCCUUCGGAUGAUCCCUUGUGGAGAAAAUGCAUAGAUCCAAUGGACGCGUUGGCCCGCUCGACUGUUAAGUAUGCCCAAUCUGUAGAAAGAAGUAAAUAGAGAAAGCUAGCAAGUUCAUGUGAAUGUCAAAUCGUCAAUAUAUAUUUCUGAAUGUAACAUUUAUUAAAAUUAUCCGUACAUGUAAGCUGUAAAUCUA
Messenger RNA from Salvia splendens (bonfire salvia), 1475 nucleotides. RefSeq names its product broad specificity amino-acid racemase RacX. NCBI's taxonomy places the organism in Eukaryota, Viridiplantae, Streptophyta, Magnoliopsida, Lamiales, Lamiaceae. The record is from RefSeq and is a predicted model, not a curated record. The transcript has 2 exons. Bases 485 to 1378 code for a protein of 297 amino acids.